Molecule: messenger RNA, 2369 nt
Organism: Paramormyrops kingsleyae
Lineage: Eukaryota; Metazoa; Chordata; Actinopteri; Osteoglossiformes; Mormyridae
Source: RefSeq, a predicted model, not a curated record
AGCAUCGGGCAGGAAGAUGGAGAAGUUCUCAGUGUCUGUGAACAUUGCGGCACACAGUGAUGUGACCUUCAUGCUGACAUAUGAGGAGUUGCUUCAGCGUCAAUUGGGCCAGUAUGAGCUCAUGACCCGAGUCAAACCCAAGCAGCUGGUCCAGAAUUUUGAGAUCAUAGCAGACAUCUAUGAACCCCAAGGCAUUGCCUUUCUCGAUGCUUAUGGCACCUUCGUCACAAAUGAGCUGCUCCCCCUAGUGGAGAAAACUGUCACUGACACUAAGGCACACGUGGCCUUCAGGCCAACAGUGGAGCAGCAACGCACCUGUCCCACUUGUGAUGGCACACUGAUUGAUGGAGAUUUCUUCAUUAAGUAUGAUGUGAAGCGAGAGAAAGACAUUGGUAACAUACAGAUAGUGAACGGGUAUUUUGUGCACUUUUUUGCUCCUGCGGAUUUGCCAUAUGUACCGAAGAAUAUCGUUUUUGUGAUAGAUAUCAGCUGGUCCAUGUAUGGAAAAAAAAUUGCCCAGACACGUGAAGCUCUGCACACUAUCCUGGGUGAUCUCCAUGAGGAUGACCACUUCACAAUCAUAUUAUUUGAUGAUAGGAUAAAGUAUUGGAAAGAGUCCCUGGUCAAGGCUACAGAGGAGAAUGUGACUCAAGCAAAAGACUUUGCUUCGAAAAUCGUAGCCAGAGGGAGGACUGAUAUCAACAAGGCUGUGCUGAAGGCUGUAGACCUUCUCUACAAAGAUGCUGCUGAAAACAAGCUGCCAGACAACAGUGUCUCCAUGAUAAUCCUCCUGACGGAUGGAAAUCCCACUUCAGGGGUGACAUCUCCAGUAGCAAUUCAGAGUAAUGUGCGGAAUGCAAUCCAAGGGAAUAUGACUCUCUUCUGCUUGGGAUUUGGCUUUGAUCUGAAAUACAAUUUCCUGGAAGUGAUGGCCCAGCAGAAUAAUGGCUUAGCCAGGAGGAUCUAUGAAGAUUCUGAUGCUGUGCUCCAGCUUACGGGCUUUUACAGUGAAGUGGCCAGCCCUUUGCUCUCCAAAGUGCACCUGAAUUACCCCCACAAUGCAGUUAAUAGGCUAACCCAACACCAUUUCAACCAAUACUUCAACGGCUCAGAGAUUGUGGUCGCUGGGCAGGUAUCAGAUGAUGACCUACAAAACUUCAUCUUUGAGGUGUCUGCACAAGGGAUGAAUGACAUAAAGUUCCAGGGUCAAGCAAGUGCUGAGGAUUGGAAUAUCAUCUUUCCAGAAAAGGAAUACAUCUUCGGAGACUUCAGUGAGCGUCUGUGGGCGUAUCUUACUAUUCAGCAGUUACUUGCCAAAAGGGAGAGUGGUAAAGUGGAGGAGAAGGCUAAUGCGACGGCUGAAGCCCUGGCGCUGUCCCUGCAUUACAACUUUGUGACUCCACUUACCUCCAUGGUGGUGACCAAACCUCAGAAGGACGAAACACCAGAGGACGCCAUGAUUGCAGACAAGCUGACUGAGGAUGAACGUCAUAGGCCAAAUUAUGCUGGUAUUCCCAAACCUCAGCCUGCAGCUAGCUAUCGUGCAGUCACAAGCGUGGAUGGAGAUCCCCAUUUUAUCAUCCAAGUUGCAGACCUGAAUGACACUUUGUGUUUUAACAUUGAUGAUGUCCCAGGCACAAUUUUUAGCCUGGUGAAAGACCCUUUAUCAGGAAUUGUGGUCAAUGGCCAGACCAUAGGAGAUAAGAAAGUGGACCCUGGAAGCAAAGUCCACACCUACUUUGGACGGUUUGGGAUAGCUCACCAAAAGCUAAACCUCAAAGUGGAGGUAACCACCCAAAGCAUCAUUGUCUCCCAGGACAGGCGGAAGACUUUACUCUCCUGGUCUGACAACAGGACUUUCAGGGGCCCUGGCGUGGAAAUUGAGAUCACAAAGGAACGCAGUCUUACUGUCACUAUGAGGGACUCGGCCAAGUUUGUUAUCAUCUUGCACAGGGUGUGGAAGAAGCACCCAUACCACCGGGACUAUCUGGGCUUUUAUACUCUAGACAGCCACCUUCUCUCUAGCAAAGUUCAUGGCCUCCUUGGACAAUUCUACCACGGCCUGCAGUUUAAGGUUGGUGAGCUGCAUGAAGGAAAGGAUGCAGACAAACUAGAUGCCACCAUGACGGUGAAGGGUCAGCAGCUCACCGUCACCUGGGGCUGGCAAAGAGACUUCCGCAGGGAUGUCAAGUAUGGUGAAGGUGUAUCCUGCUGGUUCGUGCACAGCAAUGGCACAGGCCUCAUCGACGGGACUCACCAUGACUAUGUGGUGUCCGAGAUAUUCAAGACCAGCUGAGUGACAAAACCAUCAGCCAAAUUGUUGAAAUGCUUCAAAGACAAUAACAAAAUACGACAAAAUGGAGACUAUU